CUCUAAUACAGGCAUCUAACCACGACAGCUACUAAAACACUCCCUCUCGCCUUCUGCAUAACAUGGGCAGCUCGACCCAGCCUUCCCAUGUUCUCUCGUCGGCAGUAUUUUCAUGAAGCGAGCGCUGGUUUAUCUGGGACAUCCACCAAUGGGACCCCGCAAGAAGUCUAAAGGGACUGACCAGGCUCCAGCUGGAAGUUCAACAACCACAGUUGAUAAGUCGAAGGAUGAUGUGUCAAACAAAGCAGACAGCACCGCUGCAGCGAGCUCGGAACAGUUAGAUAAUCCAGAGGCUCGUGUCAAGGAGCCCGCGUUGUCUCGAUCACUUCCAGCCGGCGAGAACGGCAGCACCAUCUCAAGGAAUGGCACCACGAAACCUAAGGAGCCGAAAGUAAAGCCCCAGCGCAGUUGGUACGGAGGAAGCUGGCGAUCGAAAGCGCGGCCCGUGACAGAAGUCGCUCGCGAAACAGUGUCCAGCUCCCCUAACACGCCUCCUGCGCAGACUCGCCGGUCGACCGCCACCCAACCACCACCGAAAUCCCCGCGACAAUACAUGGAGGGUAGCCCGAGGAAAACAAGUAAAGGGGACGUCGUUGCAGCCUCAAUGACGAAGCUCAAUAUCACAUCCAAUAAAAGUGGAGAUCCAUCACCUCCAAGAGAUGGAAACGUAGAGGAUGUACCCAGAGAGAUUGAACCUCCUCUACCGCCAGAUCCUACACAGGAUCCAACACAAAGUGAGCGGACUGGUCGAACUUCCGACGAAACACAGAAGCCGAAAUCAACGUCGCAAUCAACAAAAGGCCCAACAUCGACCAGCUGGUAUGGCUGGUGGUCAAGACCAGACGCGGACAGCGGAGACACAGCUCCACAGACAUUGGCAGCAAAAUCAGCCGAGACGUCGUUGGAGGACUCAAAGAAGACGCCACUUCCUGGGCCAACUGCUGAUGAGGAACGGAAGCUUGAUCCCGCGGCGCAAGCCGAACCCAACGGCGGUGCGGAAGAAGAAGCGAAGUCCGCUGCUGCGCACAACCAAAGCAAGGGGGUGAACACCUCUGCCCCAAGCAAAUCCUGGUUUGGAUUAUGGAGCAAUGCGCAGAAUGCGAAGCUGUCUCCACCAGCAGAGGCAGAUGAGCCGCCACUGGAAUCGGUACCUGAAGGUGGAGACAAGGAUUUGCCCGAUGCACCACCAGCAGAGGUUCCUCCACCCCAGGACAGCAAGCAGGAAUCUGCGCAAUCAUCAGGCUGGGCUUUUUGGUCCCGGCAAACGCCUCAGCCGGAAGGCAAGGAAAAUAUGAAUGGGAAACAUAAGCAGGUGGGCGAACUUGCGGUUGCCGAUACUCCAUCCCAAUCUCAUCCGGAGGCUGCUCAGUUCAAUGAGCAAGAAGAGCCAGCUACAACCCCUCCAAAGUCGACAGCGAAGACGUUGCGUAGUAAGAGAGGACCAAAGGAUGAUGCGAGCAAAGGCACACCGGCCUCUGCCACCGCAUCCGGAAAGCAGCAAGGCGCCGUACGAGAUAACCUCCUGCUGCCGCAUUUCUCCGGCACAUAUCACGCCACGCCACCCCCCUCCUAUUGGCAACAGAUCCGACAGUUCUUCCUCGGUGACGGUCUCAUACCACCCCACGUUCACAUUAACCCCAACCCUCCUCACAUCAAGAAAGCCCUUGCCAUCGGUGUGCAUGGCUGGUUUCCCGCCGCCUUCCUCAACGGCGUCAUCGGGCAGCCGACAGGGACUUCGAUACGAUUCGCAAAUCACGCCGCCGCGGCGAUUGAGCGGUGGGUCGAUGCUCGCGGAUAUACCUGUGAUAUCGAAAAGGUCGCGUUGGAAGGCGAAGGCAUGGUGUCGGAUCGGGUGGCCACCCUUUGGAACCUACUCCUGAACUGGAUCGAGCACAUUAAGAGCGCCGAUUUCAUCCUCCUGGCAUGCCAUUCACAGGGGGUUCCGGUCGGGAUUAUGUUGAUCUCGAAACUCAUUCAAUUUGGCUGCAUCCACCCCAAUGCGCGGAUUGGAAUCUGCGCUAUGGCUGGCGUAAACCUUGGCCCAUUUCCCGAGUACAAAAGCCGGAUAUUGGGGGGUGCGGCGUUCGAAUUAUUCGAAUUCACUAGGAAUGAUAGCAAAAUGAGCAAGGCGUAUAGAGAAGCGUUAGAGGUCGUUGUCAAAGCCGGCGUCCGAGUCGUUUACAUUGGCAGCAUCGAUGACCAGCUGGUGUCUUUAGAGUCCUCCACGUUCUCGAACAUAGCUCACCCAUAUAUCUUCCGCGCGGUUUUCGUCGACGGCCGGAUUCACGCGCCGGAUUUCCUUACCCGUCUCGUGGGAUUCGUAUUGAAGCUACGGAAUCUCGGCAUUCCUGAUCACGGCCUCAUCCGCGAACUGUCACCCGCCCUCGCUGGCUCCCUGUACAUGGGCGAAGGGCACUCACGAAUCUACGACGAAGGAGAAGUGUAUUUCCUCUCCGUUCAAUGCGCCCUCGAAACGACGAACCUGGCAUCCAUCUCGGCCGGGGCUCUGUCCGGCCUUUCUCCGGCGCGUUUGGCCCCCAAAGUCAAAGAGGAAAAGCCCAUCGUGGCCAUCGGCGAGGCGCCUCGAGCCGUAGUCGAGAUCUAUGAAGCCAACUUGACGUCUACCACAACCACCAGUGGAGUUACGGGAGGAUUCACGACCCAGAAUCCGUAUUUCUUGCCCUGGGCGAUGAGGGGGUUGCUGGAAGAGGAGUUUGUGAGAAAGGAGCUGCGAGCGGAGGUCCAGGAGCUGCUGGAGCUGUUUGAGAGUUGGAAGCCGACCACCAAGCAACUGAAAGAUGUGAAGUUUAGGCUCGAAGUCGUUCGGAGCAAGCUUUGACGUUCUAGAUUGACUUUGGAAUUGGAUUUAGUUCCGGCACAUCUUCUUACCACGGCAUGGCCGCAUUCAAGAACCUGUACUAAUUCUAGCAACGCAAGACUAUAGCGUGGAAAUAAUCGAAAGGGUAUUCAUUAUACCCUGCUCACGUUCCGAUGCAGUGAUCGAAAACCCCACUGGUUUGCUUUCUGUCUUGCGUGGUGAAUCAUUCGCAU
Messenger RNA from Eremomyces bilateralis CBS 781.70, 3051 nucleotides. RefSeq lists its product as uncharacterized. NCBI's taxonomy places the organism in Eukaryota, Fungi, Ascomycota, Dothideomycetes, Eremomycetales, Eremomycetaceae. The record is from RefSeq and is a predicted model, not a curated record. The transcript has 3 exons. Bases 113 to 2839 code for a protein of 908 amino acids.